Molecule: messenger RNA, 333 nt
Organism: Volvox carteri f. nagariensis
Lineage: Eukaryota; Viridiplantae; Chlorophyta; Chlorophyceae; Chlamydomonadales; Volvocaceae
Exons: 3
Coding region: 1-333 (110 amino acids)
Biological process (GO): P450-containing electron transport chain
Cellular component (GO): mitochondrion
Molecular function (GO): 2 iron, 2 sulfur cluster binding
Source: RefSeq, a predicted model, not a curated record
AUGCCAACUGUUCAACUAACAGUACAGACAAGAGAGGGACAAAGCUUGAACAUUUCCGUGGAAUCUGGUGAUAUCCUGCGAACUGUGCUGAUGGCGGAGAAAGUUGACCUCUACACUACCUGGGGCAAAGUAUGGCAGUGCGGCGGUGUCGGCAAUUGUGGUACAUGCAUCGUAGAGGUGCGGGACGGCGCUGAGCUGCUCUCGGAGCGCACGCCAGUGGAAAAGAAGAAGCUGUCAGGGAAACCCGCCACGUGGCGCCUGGCCUGCCAGACCCUGGUGGGCGACGGAGAGAGCACCGGAGUCGUCACCAUAGCCACCAAGCCCCAACAAUGA